Molecule: messenger RNA, 1632 nt
Organism: Drosophila miranda
Lineage: Eukaryota; Metazoa; Arthropoda; Insecta; Diptera; Drosophilidae
Product: V-type proton ATPase 16 kDa proteolipid subunit-like
Exons: 1
Coding region: 35-514 (159 amino acids)
Biological process (GO): proton transmembrane transport
Cellular component (GO): proton-transporting V-type ATPase, V0 domain
Molecular function (GO): proton-transporting ATPase activity, rotational mechanism
Source: RefSeq, a predicted model, not a curated record
GUUUUCGGCCGUCACUUGCAAAAGGUUUUAGAUAAUGUACGACGCUGGACUACAAGAGACCAGCCCGCCAUAUGCGAUCUUUCUAGGGGGUGUUGGGGCCGCGACUGCCAUUAUAUUCCCCGCCCUUGGAGCUGCUUACGGCACUGCAGUGUCCGGCAUGGGUAUUGCCCAAAUGGCUGUGUCCAAGCCAGAGAUGCUGAUGAAGUCUCUCAUACCGGUGGUUAUGGCGGGAAUUAUCGCCAUCUACGGCUUGGUCGUCUCCGUGCUGAUCGCGGGCUCUAUCAACGAUGGCUACACCGUUCACGACGGCUUCAUCCACCUCGGCGCCGGCCUGUCCGUGGGCCUGCCCGGACUCGCUGCAGGAAUCGCCAUCGGCAUUGCUGGGGAUGCAGGCGUCAGGGGAACGGGCCAGCAGCCGCGACUCUUUGUCGGCAUGAUACUGAUCCUCAUCUUCGCCGAAGUCCUGGGUCUCUACGGGCUGAUUGUUGCCAUUUAUUUAUACACGAAGAUGUAGUCUUUUCGAUCCCAAUAAAGUGUCGACUCUUUCCCUUGAUACCUCGUGCCUCGACAUUCAAUUCAAAUUCGUUUUCGAUUAUCGUUCUCGUUCAAACAUAUAAAAAAAAAAUAAAUAAUAAUAAUAAAUAAAUAAAUAGAAAUAAUAGUGGUUUGUUGUGUAAAAUCUUCAUACACAAACAUUAUGGCAGAAAAAAGUAAAUCCACUCUUGAAGACUUAAAGAUUAAGCUCAAAAGUCGAGUAAAAAGCAUUCGCCGCUUAGAGGAUCGAUUAGAUCAAGGGUCGAUUCCUUUGCAAUUACCGGAAUUACAAUGUAGAUUAGAUUGUUUGAAUGCUUCAAUUGAAAAAGCUAACCAUUUGCAGGAGCAAAUCGAGGACAUAACAGGUGAUGAUGCAUAUGCAGCCGAGUUGGAAGAGCUGAUAAUUGUCACCAAAGGAAAUAUAAUGUCGCUUAUCGCCGCCUUUGAUGCAGCAAGCGAGACGAAGCCAGUGUCUUCUUCACCCCAACUCAUGCUAGACUUCCGAAAUUGGCAUUAUCCAAAUUUAGUGGUAAACACUCGGAAUUCAAAAAUUUCAUUAGCCUUUUUGAGAGACUAGUCCAUAGCGACAACAGCAUACCGGUGAUCGAAAAAUUUAAUCAUUUGAUUUCGUGCCUCUCUGAUGAAGCAUUAGGAACAAUAAAGACGUUCCAAGUCACCGAGGCAAAGGCCAUGGCUGGCCUAAAACGGGUAUAUGACAACGAUUAUUUGAUUUUCACGAAUAAUAUUUCCACAUUGUUCAAUCUGCCGAGAAUGUCGCAUCAAUCUGCAUCAUCUCUAAGAACUCUAAUCGAUACUGUUUCGUCGAUUUACGGAUCGUUACUGUCGUUCGGAGAUGAUACAAAAAUUUCGAAUGCAAUGCUCAUUCAUCUCGUUUUAAACAGAGUCGACCCAGUGACGAAACAAAAGUGGGAUGAACAGCUUACUUAUGAGAGUUGCCGCUUUGGUCCGACUUUGAGAAAGUCUUGAAUCGUCGAUACCAGCAUCUGUCUGCUGAAGAAUCGACCAAGCCAAGGCAAGACAAAGUCAUGCCAAGCAAGCAACAUAAUCGCAGUUCAUUUGCUUGUUCUUCCACUUCCA